CCACAACGCGGUCGGUCGGACCUCACGGACGCGUUUAUACUUUUGUGGUACAUUAAAUACAUUUUACAUCCACUGUCUUGCUGGCCUCUGUUGCUUCGCAUAGAUUAGACGACGGGUGUUUGUUUUCUGAGCAGGUGAACAAUGACUUCCACCAGCACCCAAUUGCAGGAUGGAGCUUCUCUCCCUCCUGGGUCUAGAUUCCGGAAAUACGACGUCUUCUUGAGCUUCAGAGGCGAAGACACCCGCAACGGCUUUGUUGAUCAUCUCUAUUCGGCUCUGCAUCAGAAGGUCAUUUUCACGUUCAAGGAUGACCUGAAGCUUGAGAGAGGUGAAUCGAUUUCUCCGGCGCUCCUGAAAGCCAUCGAAGAGUCCAAGUUUGCCGUGGUUGUUUUCUCCAAGAACUACGCUUCUUCCAAGUGGUGCUUGGAGGAACUCGUUAAGAUCCUCGAGUGCCAGAAGACGAGGGGACUCACCAUUUUGCCCGUGUUUUAUAAAGUAGAUCCCUCGGAUUUACGGAAACAAAGAGGGAGCGUUGGAGAAGCAUUCGCCAAACACGAGGGAGAUUCCAGCGAUGAGAAGGAGAAGCAAAAGGUGCAGAGAUGGAGGAAUGUUCUAAUCGAAGCGGCCAACAUUUCUGGGUGGGAUUCAAAAACACACGGGCCUGAAGCAAAGCUUGUCCAAAACAUUGCCAUUCAUAUUUUAAAUAGACUGGGAGAUAAUGGUUCAAGCGUUCUUGAAGAUGUUGUUGGAUUGUAUCCUCGUAUAGCAAAAGUGAUGUCACUAUUAGAAAUAGGAUUGGAUUUGGAUGAUCCACGUAUAGUAGGGAUAUGUGGAAUGGGUGGUAUUGGAAAGACUACCAUUGCUAAGGCUGUCUAUCACCAAAUUUGUUCUCGGUUUGAUGCUAGUUGCUACCUUCCAAAUGUCAGAGAAGCUGCUGAUGGGAAGCAUGGCUUGGAGUCAUUGCAAAGAUCUCUUCUUUUUGAUAUCUUCUCGGUCUCAGACAGUGAUAUAAAAAUAAGAAAUCUUGAUCAAGGGCGUAGUAUGAUAAUGAACAGGGUACGGUGUAUGAGGGUUCUUGUAGUCCUUGACGAUGUGGACCAGCUAGAUCAACUGGAAGCACUUUUUGGUAAGCUUGAUUGGUUUGGUUCGGGUAGCCGGAUUAUAAUAACAACAAGAAACUCUCAUUUACUUAAAAUACUUGAAGUGAAUUAUGUGUAUAAUGUCGAGCAACUAAAUCACGAAGAAGCUUUAGAGCUAUUUUGUUGUAAAGCAUUUAGAAAAAACCAACAAACACAGGGUUAUAAGGGACUCACAGACAUUGUAGUUUAUUACGCUGGAGGAGUCCCAUUAGCUCUCCGAGUUUUGGGCUCUUUUCUCUUUGGCAGAAGCAUAAUUGAAUGGCAAAGUGCAGUUGAUAGAUUAAGGCAACGACCCAAUGCAAAAAUUCAGGAAGUGCUCAAAUUAAGCUAUGAUGGAUUGGACCAUGAAGAGAAGGAAAUUUUUCUUGACAUUGCGUGCUUCUUUAAAUGGAAGAGCAAAGACUAUGCAAUGGAUAUACUGGAUGCUUGUGGUUUCCACGCUGAUAUUGGAAUAAGGGUUCUUGAAGACAAGGCACUUGUAACAAUAACAAACAAUAAGAUAAAUAUGCAUGAUCUGAUACAAGAAAUGGGACGACAUAUUGUUAAUGAAGAAUCCCCAAAAGAGCCCGGUAGAAGAAGCAGGUUGUGGAAGGACAAAGACAUCUACCAUACACUCGCAAAAAAAACUGGGACAGAAGCAGUGGAGAUCAUAGAUUUGGAUUCUCAUGAAACAAAAGAGAUAUCCUUGAGUCCUGAUACGUUUUCAAAGAUGAGCAAAUUGCGACUGCUCAAGCUUAGUAAUGUUCAGCUUCCUAAUGGUCUUAACUACCUUUCCAAUGAUUUAAGCCUUCUUGAUUGGCAUGGAUACCCUUUAAAAUACCUGCCAUCAAAUUUUUUACCGAACAACCUUAUCAAACUAAAAAUGUCGAGUAGCUGCCUGAAACAAGCUUGGAAUGGAAGAAUGUACCUAGACAAGUUGAAAUACGUUGACCUCAGUUAUUCAUCAUGCAUAACCAAGAAGCUAGAUUUUACACAGGUAACAAAUCUUAAGGAAUUGAGUCUUGAAGGUUGUACGAACUUGGUCGAGAUCGACCCAUCCAUUAAAGCCAUCAAAAGGAUUAUGUUAUUAAAUUUGAGGGGCUGCAAAUAUCUUAAGGUUCUUCCUACGGGCUGUUGGCUUAAAUCCCUUAAACAACUUGAUCUUUCUGGUUGCUCAAAACUCAAAAAUGUUUUUGAAGUCUUAGUGUUUACGGAAUGCUUAAUUAAGCUUGAUUUGGAUGGAACUUGUGUAAAGGAACUGCCAGUUGAACAUCUCAGCAAUCUUCAAUAUAUUAGCCUGCGGGAUUGCAAAAAACUUACAAGUCUUCCAAGUGGCAUUUGUGGGUUGAAGUUUCUUAGACAUUUGAUUGUUUCUGGCUGCUCAAAACUUAGCAAAUUGCCUGAGAACCUAGGAGGAUUGUUGAGACUGCAGGAACUUCGUGCCGAUUUUACUGCUAUUAAGCAACUACCAUCCUCGAUUGUACACCUGAAGGAACUUAUAUAUUUGUCAUUUAGGAGAUGCAAGGGAGGAGUAACAUCAACACCAUGGAAUUCACUGUUCUCGUCAUUUCUAAUUCCUAAAGAAAGUCAAGAUCCCAUGGGUUUUGAGCUACCUCCUCUAUCAAGCUUACGCUCUUUGUUUAUACUAGAUCUCCGUAACUGCAACCUCUUAGAAGGAUUUCUCCCAGAUGACUUAGGCUCCUUAUCCUGCUUGAAAUAUUUAUACCUUAGUGGUACCAACAUUACUAGUUUACCAACAAGCAUCAGUAAUCUUCAGCGUCUUUAUGUUCUUCACUUGAUGGAUUGCAAGAAGCUUAAAACGUUGCCCUAUCUCCCGACAAAUAUCUAUUUCAUUAAUGCAAGUGGAUGCACGUCAUUAGAAACAAUGCAAGGUCUACGUAUACACAAUAACCGGGAUAUGCAGUAUAUGGACAUCAUUUUAACUAAUUGCCAUCCACUAGCAAAGAAUCAGCCCAGCCUUCACGUUGAACUUAUCAGAAAUCAUCUUAAGCUGCAGAACAUCGCUCAUUGCCCGUACCGCACUAUUGUUUUUCCAGGAAGAGAGAUUCCAAAGUAUUUCAGCAAUCAAAAUAAUAUGGGAAAUUAUGUUCGAAUCCAGCUGAUGCCAUAUUGGUAUCAAAGGCUCAGGGCUUUUGUUGUAUGUGCUGUUUUUGAAUCAAAGGCUCCAAGUGAUGCCCUCGUCUAUGUGGAAUGUUAUUGGAUACGCAAUGAUGUUGUAGUCUCUACCGAGUUGUUCUGGGUGAGCUGGUUCCAUUUUGAGUCGGAUCACUUUUUUCUGCGCUCCUUGAAAUUUUGGAAGAAGGAGUACUGUGAUUUGGAAACUUGGACUGAUGUAUUAUUUUAUUUUGCAAGUACUCGUCCUGAAAUGCUUGUCCCAGUAAAAUGCGCUGCUGAAUUUGAAUACGAGACUGACGAAGAAUGGGAAGAUCCAUGUGCAAGUAUCCAACAAAGUGACUGUGAUGAGUUUGAGUCAAUUGAAUGGAUGCAAGAUGUUGUAUCAAAAAAGAGAAGUUGGCAUGACUAUGACUGCAACAAGGCAAACAUUGGAGAACAACUGAACUUCAAGAGACCGAGACAUGCUGUCGCCCAAUGGAGGGAUUCUGAGUCUGAGUUGUCAGAAAUUUAUAUUCAAAAUAUACGAAAUUCAGUAGAGUUGCGCACCCCAACUUUCGGAGAAGUCGAUUGUACUUCAUUUAUAUUUGAUGUCGAUCUCAAAUGGACUGAUGGGCGGCUGAAUGGGCAUACUGUAAGUAUAUGGGGUUGACUUUUUUCUUCUUUCCUUUCGAGCCAAAUGAGAUAAUUGUGCCAAAUAAAUAAACAAAUGGAUCAAAAUCACAAUUACUUUAAUGGUGAAUUUGUAAGAGACAUACUUACUCUAUUUGAGGCAGAAGAUUUGAAUUUGACUUGGUCUCUAGCCAAGUGUGAA
This is a messenger RNA of Diospyros lotus (date-plum), 4065 nucleotides long. Its product is annotated as TMV resistance protein N-like. Lineage: Eukaryota; Viridiplantae; Streptophyta; Magnoliopsida; Ericales; Ebenaceae. The record is from RefSeq and is a predicted model, not a curated record. The transcript has 5 exons. Gene Ontology annotation, biological process: defense response; signal transduction. Gene Ontology annotation, molecular function: protein binding; ADP binding. Bases 142 to 3903 code for a protein of 1253 amino acids.